Chenopodium quinoa (quinoa) is the source of this 1745-nucleotide messenger RNA. Its product is annotated as tRNA (guanine(37)-N1)-methyltransferase 2-like. The record is from RefSeq and is a predicted model, not a curated record. The coding region runs from base 172 to 1542 and encodes 456 amino acids. Gene Ontology annotation, biological process: tRNA N1-guanine methylation. Gene Ontology annotation, cellular component: cytoplasm. The transcript is spliced from 12 exons. NCBI's taxonomy places the organism in Eukaryota, Viridiplantae, Streptophyta, Magnoliopsida, Caryophyllales, Amaranthaceae.
GGGGUUAAAUUGCAAAUUAUGUUCAAGAAUUUUAGCGGGUAACUUCUGAGAAAGAAAAGCAGCUCCAACUGCCACUAAACGAAUGCGUUAACCCCUAAAUUCAAUCGGAAAACCAGCAAAAUCUCCAGAUUUUCUUCAUCUCAACUCUUGCAACUUCUGGAGAAAGUAGAGAUGCUGGAUAAAAGUAGUUUUGAUGUGAAGUUUGAUCUUUGGGCGCUCAGAGUCCCUCGUGAAAUCUGCAAAACCGCCACUCGGCUACUUGAUGGAUACUUGCUGGAUAGGCCUCGUGUGAAGCCGGUAGCUGAAGAUCCAACAACCCAAAAAAAUCGUUACAUGAUAUUGUCCGAGAAAAUACAGAGUAAAGAUUUGUCUGAUAUCCCCGAGCAGAAACUUGAUGAACUCCGGAAGCUUUGUGAGAUAGAAGUAGUUCCUUAUUCAUUGACCCUUGGCUAUUCCUACUGGGGUGCAGAUCAUAUAUUGAAGCAGAUUCUACCUGCAGGACUUGAGGUGCCAUCAUCAUUUGAGACUAUAGGUCAUAUUGCACAUCUAAAUAUCACUGAUGAACUACUUCCAUACAAGGAUGUUAUCGCAGAGGUCAUCUAUGAUAAAAAUUACCCUAGAAUCAAAACUGUGGUCAAUAAAGUUGGCACAAUUACAAAUGAGUUUCGAGUUCCAAAGUUUGAAAUCCUUGCUGGUGACAAUGAUAUGGUUACAGAGGUGAAGCAAUAUAAGGCGAAAUUCAAGCUUGAUUACAGCUUGGUCUAUUGGAACUCAAGAUUAGAACAUGAACAUAUGAGACUAGUCUCUCUGUUCCAAGCUGGAGAGACCAUUUGUGAUAUGUUUGCCGGUAUUGGCCCAUUUGCUAUCCCAGCAGCACAAAAGGGGUGCUUGAUUUAUGCAAAUGAUUUAAAUCCAGAUAGUAUCCGGUUCUUGAAAAUAAAUGCAGAAAUCAACAAGGUCAAUGAUUGCAUCUUCACAUACUAUAUGGAUGCGAGAAAAUUCAUGUCUCAAUUAAUGACUGUUCUUCCAAAUGCUUCUGAUGAUUGCAGCAGAGAGUCUAAAAGUGAAGCAGAAAGUAGGAAUAUAGAGGGAGGCAGUAGUGAGAAGAUUGAUCCACUAGUCAGUCCUGCCAAAAGGUCUGCAGAAUGUUGUCAAAAAGAAACUCCUGGUUCUCUCAGCACAAAACGUGGUACUAAUAAGAGGAUGAGCGGUCCUGUACCCUCUGUGAAGCCAUGGGAGCAUGUUGACCACGUGGUCAUGAAUUUACCCGCUUCUGCUUUGGAGUUCCUAGACGCGUUUAAAGGUCUAAUAUGCCGGAAAUAUUGGAAGGGACUUCUACCUUGGAUUCACUGUUACUGCUUCAUCCGGUCAAGUGAAACUGAAGAAUUUAUAAUUUCAGUGGCUGAGUCUAGGUUAAAUGCUAAGAUACAUGAUCCUGUGUUCCACAGGGUUAGAGAUGUUGCACCAAACAAGGCUAUGUUUUGCUUAAGCUUCAGACUCCCCGAGGAAGCAUGCCUUGAUGAAGAAGCUAUUGUAUCCUGAACUCGGUUCAACAUGGUCUUAUUUAUCUAUGUAUCCUUGGAAUUUUUGUGUUAACAGAAUUAGGUGUAAGAGAGUUUUUAUCUUGGUUAAUCCAGGUUUUUUUGCCUUUUGAAGAUCUUUACCAACACUCAUUUAGGAGUUGUUUUUGACACAUAGAUAGCAAAUAUUAUUGUUAAAUUUUAGUCAUGCUUAACGAUAUCAUA